Molecule: messenger RNA, 1914 nt
Organism: Acanthisitta chloris (rifleman)
Lineage: Eukaryota; Metazoa; Chordata; Aves; Passeriformes; Acanthisittidae
Gene: NUCB2
Product: nucleobindin 2
Exons: 12
Coding region: 1-1368 (455 amino acids)
Cellular component (GO): extracellular exosome; endoplasmic reticulum-Golgi intermediate compartment
Molecular function (GO): calcium ion binding
Source: RefSeq, a predicted model, not a curated record
AUGAAGUGGCAAUCUCUCCUGCCCCAACAGUGUCUUUUGCUGAUGACAUGUCUCCUAAUGGCCUUGGAAGCUGUACCUAUAGACAUAGAUAAGACAAAAGUCAAAGCAGAAGGCCAUGUAGAAGGAGAGAAGGUAGAAAAUCCAGAUACAGGACUUUAUUAUGAUGAAUAUCUCAGGCAAGUAAUAGAUGUCUUGGAAACUGAUAAGCAUUUCAGGGAGAAACUCCAGACUGCUGACAUCGAGGAAAUAAAGAGUGGAAAACUAAGCAGAGAGCUGGAUUUAGUAAGUCACCAUGUGAGAACACGGCUGGAUGAAUUAAAAAGACAAGAGGUGGCAAGAUUAAGAAUGUUAAUUAAAGCUAAAAUGGAUUCUGUUCAAGACACUGGCAUAGACCAUCAGGCUCUCCUGAAGCAGUUUGAGCACCUGAACCAUCAGAACCCUGACACCUUUGAACCUAAAGACUUAGAUAUGCUGAUCAAAGCAGCUACAAGUGACCUGGAAAACUAUGAUAAGACUCGCCAUGAGGAGUUCAAGAAAUAUGAGAUGAUGAAGGAACAUGAGAGGAGAGAGUAUUUAAAAACACUGGAUGAAGAGAAGAGGAAGCGAGAAGAAUCCAAAUUUGAGGAGAUGAAGAAAAAACAUGGAGAUCAUCCUAAAGUUCACCAUCCUGGAAGCAAAGAUCAACUGAAAGAGGUGUGGGAAGAAGCAGACGGACUAGAUCCUAAUGAAUUUGACCCCAAAACAUUUUUCAAAUUGCACGAUGUCAAUAAUGAUGGUUUCCUGGAUGAGCAGGAAUUAGAAGCCCUAUUUACUAAAGAGCUGGAAAAAGUUUAUGAUCCCAAAAAUGAAGAGGAUGACAUGGUUGAAAUGGAAGAAGAAAGGCUGAGAAUGAGAGAACAUGUAAUGAAUGAGGUUGACAUCAACAAGGACCGUCUUGUGACUAUGGAAGAGUUCCUGAGAGCUACACAGAAAAAAGAAUUUUUGGAGCCAGACAGCUGGGAGACACUAGAUCAACAGCAGCUCUUCACUGAGGACGAGCUGAAGGAAUUUGAAAAUCAUAUUUCCCAGCAGGAAGAUGAACUUAGAAAGAAGGCAGAAGAUCUUCAGAAACAGAAAGAAGAGCUACAGAGGCAGCACGACCAGCUUCAGGCUCAGAAACAGGAGCUUCAGCAGGUUGUAAAACAGAUGGAACAAAAGAAACUACAACAAGGAAAUCCUCCUGCAGGACCAGGUGGAGAACUGAAGUUCCAACCCCCUGGGGAACACAAAGUUGGAGAUGCACCGAAACAUCCAGCGGGAGAUGAUCAGCCUUUACCACCAGGACAUGUCCAAGAACCAGCUGUUAGAACUGAUCAAGUUCAUCCUUAACCACUUGUGCCUCAACUUUAUAGCAUCUUUAUUAUUUGGGGUGGGGAAAGGGUGGGAGGGGUGGGAGGGCAGGAAGUCAGACUGAAACAUGAACUCUCCAUUUUCUUCCUCACGCUGCAAAAUCAUUGGGAAUGUUAGAGAAAAUGUAUCAGUCAGGUUUGAUUUAUAAAUUAAACUAAUUUUCUCUCCAGUGCAUCAGUGAGAAACACAAGGGGAUCAGUUAGAGGCUGUAAUAGAGGAGGAAAUUGGGAAACCCAUUAAUACUAAAGAUUUUUGUGGUCAGGGGAUUGGGCUGUUGAUUUCUUCUCUUACAAAAAGAGAGGAGAUGUCUGCCGUUCUGUGUUUAGGCAUGAAUUGGAAUCUUCUCAGAGAUGAAGCAGGGAACAGGCCUGAGGGUCAAGUUAGGUCUGCUUUUAUGUAGAAACUUGUUCCAGAAAUGCUGAAAAAGCAAAAGAUGGGGAAACAAAGACCAUUGAUAAAGGCCUGUUAUUUCCAGCACUACCAAACCCUUUCUUCUUUGAGACCAAAUCAAAAUAAAACUUGUUA